Prunus mume (Japanese apricot) is the source of this 807-nucleotide messenger RNA. NCBI's taxonomy places the organism in Eukaryota, Viridiplantae, Streptophyta, Magnoliopsida, Rosales, Rosaceae. The record is from RefSeq and is a predicted model, not a curated record.
GAAGAAGGGCAUCGUGACUCGUGUAGCAGCUUGUGCGACUCUAGGCUCAUCUUCUUCCACCAAUCCUUUCGAUGCUCUAGGCAACGCUCUUAUCGGUUCUUCUUCCAAGACUUAGGCUUUCGUUUGAUUCACGAGCAGGACGGUCAUGGCCACAUUCUGCACCAGAUCCGAGAGAAGGCUCACAAGGAUGAGCUUAAGAAGAACGAAGAGACCAUUUCAAGGUCAGCCGAAUCAUAUUGGGGUCAAUUUGGCUACUGGGCUGUUUGAUGAAGUACUGCUCUAUGCUACGAAAUCGUAUGCUGGCUGAUCCUUCCUUUCUUUUUAAAGUUGGGACAGAGAUAGUCAUAGAUUCUUAUUGUGCAACAUUUGCAGAAGUUCAGAAAAGGGGAAAGGAUUUUUGGGCUGAGUUUGAGUUGUACGCUGCUGAUCUUUUGGUUGGAAUAGCUAUUGACAUUGCUUUGGUUAGCAUGUUGGCACCCAAUGCUCGAAUUUGGAAGGCCAUCAGUAUCACAAGGAUUAUUUGGAGAGGUAUCUUGUUAUCACUAGUAUUCUUCGCUACUGGGGCUGACAAGACAAUGCUGAUCAGUGAUGCUGGAAAAGUUUAUGCCUUUGGAAAGGACUUAAGAUGGUUUUAAGACAUAGUAAUAACAAGAUAGUUCUAUGACAUAGUAUAAACAAUAUACUUUUAUGAAAUGGUAUUAACAAUGUUGUUCUAUGGAAUGGUAUUAACAAUGUACUUCUAUAGAAUGAUAUUAACAAUGUACUUCUAUGACAUGAUAUUAACACUGUACUUCGGGCUUGUUGGGC